AUGGCGGGCGCCAACCCGGGCGCCAACUUUGCCCCAAACGCCUAUGCUAUGGCGCUGGUGUCUGGCAAGCCCAGAGACUCCCUCAACGCCAUCCAGCAACGGCUCAAAAAGGCCAAAAUCUUCAACGACGAGCUCGCCGACUACUUUGCCGCCAGACGCGAGCUAGAAGAGGCCUACCUCAAGCAGCUCCAGAAGAUUGCGAAAAAGAACUUUCUCUCGGACCCCUCGUCGAUCGCGCCGGGCUACGUGCCAGUCUACGAGAGGCUCAUCCACGAGCUCUCCGAAGUCGCCGACAUCCACGGCGAGCUCGAGAGGCGCAUCGCCCAGGAGUGCGAGACCGUCCUCCGCGACGCCAGCAACGCCGGCGAGUGGUCACGCCUGCGCGAGCACGACGACUCGCUCGGCAACACGAUCCGCGAGCUCAACUCGCUCGAGGCGCAGCUUGCAAAGGACCAGAAAAAGGUCGAGGCCGCCUCGGCGAAAAAGGCCGGCCAGGCCCAGACCAAGGUGCAGGAGACAGAGCGCGCCAUCGCUCAGACGAUCGACAUCUGGGAGACGGAGGCGCCCUUUGCCUUCGAGUCCUACCAGCGCGUCGAUGCGCAGCGGCUCGAGCUGCUCAAGGAGGUCGUCGCCAAGUUUGAGACGGCACAGAGCGACGCCGCCCAGCGCCAGAUGCAGCUGUCGGAGAGGACGAUGCAGGAGUGCCUCAACUUUGACGCCCAGGCAGACAUGCAGGAGUUUAUCUUGCAGAACUCGUCGACCGGAGGGUCCGGCUACCGCAACGGACGGACCACGGGCGGCCCCGUGCGUCGAGAGUCGGUCGCCGGGCGCAGCAUCUCCAGCAGGACGGGGGUGCCGCCUUCGAUGCCUUCGAGGACCAACGGCAUGGAAGAGUUUGGGGCUUCGUCCGCCUCGAUCCACUCGGGCGACCGCACGGCAGGGACCAUCUCCGAAUCGACCCCGAGCAAGAGCGGCGGCUCGACGCUCCGCAGCGCCUUCAGCCGUCUCGGCCGGCGUAAGGACAAGGACUCGAGCAACACGCAGUCGACCUACGGCUCGCUGUCGGGUGAUUCGCGGUCGCGCGCCGACUCAGGCAGCCGUCCCGUCACCGCCAGCGCUUCGCGACCGUCGCAGCUCGGCGCCGUCGGCGAGGACUCGCUGGACAGCGCACCCGAACCGGCGGGUAGCGGCUUGAUGGCGCCCAUGACGCCGUCCACGGCCGACGCUGGCCGCGCCACACCCCGAGUGCAGCCUCCUCCGAUCCAAGUGACGACAGCAGCUCCGCCCGAGGUCGACGCGGAAGGCUUCUCGAUCCCUCCGCCCGACCGGAAACCCUGGGAGCUCGGCGGAGCAGCCGCCCUCGGCGCGGGUGCGGGUGCGGCUGCGGCCGCAGGUGCAGGUGCCGCGGGUGCGACGAGCGCCAACGGCGGUCGUUCGCUCAUGGACGGCGACGACUCGUACGAGGACCAGGACACGGUCGGCAGCGUCGGUCUUGGCUCCAAGGUCAGCAACAUGAACAUCAGCAACCGGCCCAUCACGGAAAGCUCGGACAAGGACAAGGCGGCCUUGGAGCGGGUCCGCUCGACGCUCCUCACGAGCGGGCCUCCGCAGAGGCGGGCGACGACCUCGAGGCGGGACAGCCGCGACGUGCGCAACACGACCUACAUGCCGGGCAGCAUGGGCGUGGGCGCCGACGAUGCGCGCAUGAGCCAGUUUGGCGGCGGCGCGACGGCCGCCUCGCCGGGCACCAUGACGCCGACGUCGCCGUUUGGCGGGCAGAGCGCGUUUGUGGGCCAGCCGGGCCUCGGCGACCACCGGACGCAGAGCAUGGCUUCGAUGGCGUCGACGAAUCCGUUUGAGAACAGUUCGACGGCGGCGGCGGUGCGCGCCUCGCUCACGGAGCGGGUCAAUGUCAUUUUCGCGGGGCGCGACGUGUCCAAGGUCAUGGUGGUGGGCGAGCUGAGCAUCUCGGUGCGCGACAUCAGCCCGAGCUCGAAGCCCCUGCACCUGCGCCUCGACGCCUUUGAGCAGCUCGACAAGGCCGCGCCCAACCCGGCCUUUUUGCAGCCCGUCGCCGACAAGCCGGGCGAGUACCUGCUCGACGUCAAGAGCCUGUUUGAGCACGGAGCCUCGUCGGGCCUCCCCGGCAGCGGGGGCCAGGCCGUGGUGCUCAAGUACCAGGUGCAUGUCAGCGAGACGCGCAAGGCCGAGUUUGUCCCGCUCAGCGUCCACUCGCAGUGGCGCUGCGAGGCGCACCAGACGUCGUUCCUGCUCAGCUACUCUGCCAACCCGUCGUCGCGCCUCGUCACCGGUGCCGGUGCCGGUGCCGGUUCCGCUUCCGGUGGAGGUGGCGGUUCCGAGGCGGCGAUGCUGCAGGACCUGCAGUUUGCCGUGCAGGUACAGCCGUCGACCGUGACGGGCGUCAUGACCAAGCCGACGGGGACGUGGUCGGCCGAGUCGCGCACCAUGUUUUGGAAGCUCACCGAGGGCGUCUCGCUGCCCGCCGCGCAAGAGGUGGCACCUACGACGCACAAGCUGCUGGCGCGCUUCCAGAUUGACGCCACCAGCGGCGGUAUCACGGCGCCGCAGCCCGUCUUUGUCAAGUGGAAACUCGUCGGGCGCACCCUGUCCACCCUGGGCGUACGCGUGCUCGACGUGCCCGGCACCUCGGGCUCCUCGGCCGAGGGCGCCCUCCGCAUCGACGAAGUCGUCAGGCAGACCGUGUCGGGCAAGUACAUCAGCGGUCCCUGA
Pseudozyma flocculosa PF-1 is the source of this 2751-nucleotide messenger RNA. RefSeq lists its product as uncharacterized. NCBI's taxonomy places the organism in Eukaryota, Fungi, Basidiomycota, Ustilaginomycetes, Ustilaginales, Ustilaginaceae. The record is from RefSeq and is a predicted model, not a curated record. Gene Ontology annotation, cellular component: cell division site; plasma membrane; cytoplasm. The transcript is spliced from 3 exons. Gene Ontology annotation, biological process: septin cytoskeleton organization. Bases 1 to 2751 code for a protein of 916 amino acids.